CCUUCUGCGCCCGGCGCCCGCAGCCCCAUGGCCCCGUCGCGCCUGCAGCUCGGCCUCCGCGCCGCCUACUCCGGCCUCAGCUCCGUGGCCGGCUUCUCCAUCUUCCUUGUCUGGACGGUGGUCUACAGACAGCCGGGGACCGCGGCCAUGGGGGGGCUCGCAGGUGUGCUAGCGCUGUGGGUCCUGGUGACGCACGUGAUGUACAUGCAGGAUUACUGGAGGACGUGGCUCAAGGGGCUGCGUGGCUUCUUCUUCGUGGGCGUCCUCUUCUCGGCCGUCUCCGUCGCGACUUUCUGCACCUUCCUUGUGCUGGCCGUCACCGGACACCAGAGCCUCACAGACCCCAACAGCUACUACCUCUCCUGUGUGUGGAGCUUCAUCUCCUUCAAGUGGGCCUUCCUGCUCAGCCUCUAUGCCCACCGCUACCGGGCUGACUUUGCCGACAUCAGUAUCCUCAGCGAUUUCUGA
Molecule: messenger RNA, 468 nt
Organism: Lipotes vexillifer (Yangtze River dolphin)
Lineage: Eukaryota; Metazoa; Chordata; Mammalia; Artiodactyla; Lipotidae
Gene: SLC48A1
Product: solute carrier family 48 member 1
Exons: 3
Coding region: 28-468 (146 amino acids)
Biological process (GO): heme transport
Cellular component (GO): lysosomal membrane; plasma membrane
Molecular function (GO): heme transmembrane transporter activity; heme binding
Source: RefSeq, a predicted model, not a curated record